GAAGAUAUCGUUGGUCUCUUUUACUUAAUUAAGGGCUGUUUUUGGCAAUAAGUUUAUAGUUAAGAAGUGUUCGCAUAGAUUUGUGGCAAUGUAACACAUAUAGCUUUCUCAUAGCCUUUCCACUGAUGUCGUUGCUUUCUAAGGGAGCCGGCAAAUUAUCACCAUGUCAUGGAUUCGAGAUAAAGAAUUGUCUUUAAUUGAACGUCUGUGCGCGAAUGUACUGAAGGCAGGUCCAAUACCUAAGCAUGUUGCUUUCAUUAUGGAUGGGAACAGACGCUAUGCCAAGAAGUGCCAUGUGGAAAGACAGGAGGGUCACUCACAAGGCUUUGAAAAACUUGCUGAGACCCUGCGCUGGUGUUUAAACUUGGGGAUAUGCGAAGUGACCGUGUAUGCAUUCAGCAUUGAGAACUUUAAGCGUUCAGCAGAGGAAGUGGAAGGUCUGAUGGAGCUGGCUCGGCAAAAAUUUGCCCGUCUACUGGAGGAGAAGGAUAAAUUGAAGAAACAUGGUGUAUGUAUCAGAGUACUGGGUGAUAUGACUUUACUGCCACUGGACAUUCAGAAAUUAAUAGCACAAGCUGUGCUGGAAACCAAGGACUACUCUACGUGUUUCCUAAACGUUUGCUUUGCUUAUACAUCAAGACAUGAGAUCAGUAAUGCCAUACGAGAGGCAGCCUGGGGAGUGCAGGAAGGACUGCUAGAUCCAAGGGAUGUAUCAGAGUCUCUUUUGGACCAGUGUCUCUAUACUGCUAAAUCUCUAGAACCUGACCUUCUCAUCCGUACUUCUGGAGAGGUUCGCCUGAGUGACUUUCUUCUGUGGCAGACGUCCCAUUCCUGCUUGGUAUUUCAAUCUGUACUGUGGCCAGAGUAUACCUUUUGGAACCUCUGUGAAGCUAUUUUGCGUUACCAAUACAACUACAGUAACAUCCAAAAAGCCAGGGAGCUGCAUCAUCGACAGAGUGCAAGGUUACAGCUAGAAAGUGACCAAUCCUGGGUGCAGGAAAAUCUGUGUAAUAAAGAGUACUCUACUGCAGAAGAAGACCUAAUUCUCUGCCAAAAGUUACUGCAGAAAUGUAAAGCUGAGAGGGAAGAAAGGACACAGAAUUUUAUAUGUGCCCUGGAGAAGAAAAGAACUGAUCUCCUUCAAGCACUCUGUGCAUCAUAACAGGGAAGUGGCCAGAGAUUGUUGGGUUUAGAACACUACAGUCAUAUAUAUGUUUGUGUUCUACCGAGGACAUCCACUAACAUCUUACAUCUGCUGUGCAUAGUCCAGAAGCAGGAAAAGCAUACUCCGUCUCUGCAAAGUGGAUGAUUUGGGAAAGCAAUGGUCCCAGAUACCUGUUCCAUUUCAGAUUUGCCUCAGAUAAUCCAUCUGAAGGUAUAGAAAGUGAAAGAAUGGGUUUAGUAUGGGGCUGUUAACAUUUGUAUCUGGCCAUAGGCAGCUGCUUAUCCCUAAUCCUGGCUCUUCCAUGUUCAGUUUUAACCAACACAGUCUGCUCUUAAGGGACCUAUAUAGUGGGUAUGUUUUAGUACAUAUGUCCAAUUAAAUGACAUUCAGCAUUUAUGCUGAGUUAAGUCUUCAACCUUUAUCCUGUUUGCUAAUUUCCUUAUUGUUGUUAUUUGGAAGUGGCCAAAUAUCUUUAAUAGCCACAUGCUCUAUACCUGUUCUUAAACCUGUCCCAAACCACUGGGUGUCAAACUUUUUAAGAUCAAACCCCACUACAAAUUCCAACAGCCCCCUAAGACCAUGAAAUGAGUACAGAUAUAGGAAAAUAAAAGUAUUGUUUUUAGUCAUAGUUUUAAGAGUAAGCAAGAAAUCAAAUGCAUAUCACUUAAAAUCUCACCUUAAUUUACCUCCAGGCUGGGCUUUCAAGUGUAUCUAUAACAGCAAAUGAACAUUCUCACCGUAACUGGCCUUUAGACUGAGCCCCCCCUGCCAGUGCUGCAGGUCAUGACCUCACAGGGGCAAGUCCCACAGUUUGGGGACAACUGCCCUAGACAAUAAGUUGAUAGGUAAUUCUGACUGACAACUUGGCUGUCAUGUAGAUAUUUUGAAUUGUGCAUUGCUGGCAUCCUUGUCAAAGAGAAUAAUUUACUUAGAUCUCUUUUUUUUUCACAACAUUUGCAUACUCUUCUUAAAAUUACAUUUUUUAGGACAGUUAAGCAUGAAGCUAAGUCAGCAGCACAUAUCAUUUAGAAUUGCAUCGCCUGUAUUAGUAAGAUGUUUAGUCCAUCCUAUAUACUUCCAUAGAAAAAUAAAGGGCACAGGUUUUAA
This is a messenger RNA of Xenopus tropicalis (tropical clawed frog), 2272 nucleotides long. It is a transcript of the gene dhdds, whose product is annotated as dehydrodolichyl diphosphate synthase subunit. NCBI's taxonomy places the organism in Eukaryota, Metazoa, Chordata, Amphibia, Anura, Pipidae. Bases 164 to 1162 code for a protein of 332 amino acids. Gene Ontology annotation, biological process: dolichyl monophosphate biosynthetic process. The record is from RefSeq and is a predicted model, not a curated record. The transcript has 9 exons. Gene Ontology annotation, cellular component: endoplasmic reticulum; endoplasmic reticulum membrane. Gene Ontology annotation, molecular function: ditrans,polycis-polyprenyl diphosphate synthase [(2E,6E)-farnesyl diphosphate specific] activity; transferase activity, transferring alkyl or aryl (other than methyl) groups.